Musa acuminata subsp. malaccensis (wild Malaysian banana) is the source of this 545-nucleotide messenger RNA. RefSeq lists its product as uncharacterized. NCBI's taxonomy places the organism in Eukaryota, Viridiplantae, Streptophyta, Magnoliopsida, Zingiberales, Musaceae. The record is from RefSeq and is a predicted model, not a curated record.
AUGGUGGACGCCCCGGCCCUGCCGGAGCCGGGAAUUCUUACGAGGUCGGACGUGGAAGCCGCCGUCUGCGGCAGCCCUGGCAACCCUCCGCCGGACUGCGUGAUCCUGGUGCUCCGCUGCGGCGGACCAUCGAAGGAAAGUCGCGUGGCGGUCAAAAAGCUGGCCGACAUCGCUACCGUGGUCCGUGAAAGAGGCCUGCAAUUUGUGGUCGUGCUAACCCACAAGAAGCACAUAAAGAGUAAGAGGCAAGCCGAGGAACUCCGGCGGGAGAUCGCCCUCCGAGCCCGAACAGACUGCGUCUACUUCAUCGAAAACUACACCGCCGGCAACAUGCUCCAUCUCCUGCGUCCCUGGACGUCAAAGAACAACUUCGAGACGCAUUUCACGGUGCUAACGAUGAUGAGGCAGUGCAUCGAGUUCACCAAGUUGCACCGCAGCAAUUUGGCGCGGAAAGCCAAUGACAACGCCAACAGCAGUAGGCUACUAUAGGGAACAUGGAAACUUAUGUUCUAUCAGAAGGUUAUCCCAAUGCAUUCGUUCUCCUG